AUGACCUAGAUAAGGAAUGCUUGUAAUAGGAUUUAUUAAAAGGCUAAAUCAACUAUCUUUAAAGCGUUUUUUGGUUUUGAAAAUGAGUUUGUGAACUACAUUUUACUUCAUUAACCUAUGGAUACAGCUAUUUUGUCUGUACAAUGCAUACAAGUGAAAUAACAGCGUGAAAUAAAAAUGUCACGAAUUCUGGUUGGCUUUGGAUACGGCGUUCUCUUCAGGGAACACGUCCCAAUAGGCUGAUUUCAACUCCCAAUGGUGUUUGUUGUCGAGGUUGGAUAUCACGCAGAAAUGAAGUGACGUUUGUUGUCGAGGUUGGAUAUCACGCAGAAAUGAAGUGACGUUUGUUGUCGAGGUUGGAUAUCAUGCAGAAAUGAAGUGACGUUUGUUGUCGAGGUUGGAUAUCAUGCAGAAAUGAAGUGACGAUUGUUGUCGAGGUUGGAUAUCACGCAGAAAUGAAGUGACAUUUGUUGUCUAGGUUGGAUAUCAUGCAGAAAUAAAGUGACGUUUGUUGUUGAGGUUGGAUAUCACACAGAAAUGAAGUGACAUUUGUUGUCGAGGUUGGAUAUCAUGCAGAAAUGAAGUGACGUUUGUUGUCGAGGUUGGAUAUCACACAGAAAUGAAGUGAUGUUUGUUGUCGAGGUUGGAUAUCAUGCAGAAAUGAAAUGAAAAGAAAUGUUGACUGCCGCCAUUACUGCAUAAAAACGAAACCAAUUGAGUGUCCAUAAUAUUAAAGCCGCAUAAAAUGCUUUUUUCAAUGAUAAACUUGUGUUUAUUUAUUAUUGCUCAAGGGGAGAAAGAAUAUUUAAGCAACUACACAGAUGCAAAAGUGAGCUGUCACAAUCGCGGAGGUCUCAUAACACAAAAAUUGCUUACAUUCGAUGGAUUAAUCAACACCACUUGUGAACUUGCUGUAAACAACAGUGUGUUAAAGGACGGGGAAACUGUAUGGGUACAAGGACAUGCUCAAUCUGGACCCUACAUAGCUCUCCAUACUUGCAUGAAGUUUAGCAACCAAGAUAUAAACAUUUUUGUAGCAAACAGGAGAUUUUAUUCUAACAUCCUUUACGAAUGCAGCGUGUUCUGUGAUCAGAUUUCACACUCCACAGGUUUUCUAGGGAUUUACAAAGUUACAUGUUUCUGCUUGUCUGAUUCAUUUAGAUUUCCACACACACCAGAAUGUCUUGAAAAUGAUUUUAUGGACAUACACAAGGGGAUAAUCGUUUUCAGAUUGAUGCGAAAACUGUUGUUGAAUGUACAAUCAAAAUCUGCAAAUUUCAACUGCCUUGGGGCUACGUUUCAGGAAAGUGGAAAAAUAUCGUACUUUAACACUAAAUGUACAUCUACUUUAUAUAGCAUAUGCACACAACGUGUUGAUAGUGAUCUUAGUAACAAAUGUCUACCUAGGUUAAGAGAUCUUUGUAUCAACAAAGAAAAUAGUACAUUCCUUGACCAUUACCGAAAUUGUUUGCUUUACAAUGGAACCCUUAUGCCGUUUAUUUCAGGCAUUACAGAAUCUUUUAGUUUUUCAGUAAUGCUUGGCAGUUUUCGAGCUUUCAAAGCUAUUGAGGAGGAUGGCGAAAACAAUGGCAGUGUUACCUUUUCAUGUUUAUCAAUCACUCAGUUCAAUGGAACCAUAUAUCUGGAGACAGAAAACUGUUUGAAUGAAAAUGCAUUAAUUUGUAUGGAUGAUUUAAGAAAUGCGUCUAAACAAGUAGAAUCUGAGACAACAGAUGGUACAACCACAAAUAUUGUGCCCAUUUAUAUUAUUAUUAUUAUUAUUAUUAUUAUUAUAAUUCUAAUGCUGGUAAUUGCUGUGGCAAUACUGCUAUGGUUGCGGCUGCGAAAAAAUACAGAGCUAGAGACUAAAAAGAAAGGCAGACAACAUCAAAAGGCUAAGACGCCGGUUGGCAAGGGACGUCUACCGUUUAUUUCAAAAGAAGGUGUUAGUUUGGAAAAGGAAGAAGUCGAACUACAAAAAGUAGAAUGUAACCAAGAACGAGUGUCUCUCAGAAGCAUAACGAUCUAAAAAUACUUACAGUCAUAAACAACAACCCAAACCUUCCCUAAACUUGCCACCAACUUCCACCAAAUGCCAUGGAUUUGGGUGCCAUUUGGUGGAAAAUGGGUGGCACUUGGUGGAAAAUGGGUGGCACUUGGUGGAAAAUCAUGAAUUUCACCAACUGCCAUGAAAUUUCCACCCAACUGGAGGUGGCACUUGGUGAAAAAGUUGGACUUAGUUAAUUUUUCAUAUGGUAGUUGGUGAAAAACUGAACUUAAAUAGUUAAUUUUUUGGGUGGCAUUUGGUGAAAUAGACUUUGAAAAUCUCAAGAGUUCUGUAAGAUGGAACUCAGCAGAAUUCACCAAUAAUUAUCAUCAUGGAAUUAGAAUAGCAUUCAGUUGCUGUUCAUGCUGCUGUUUUAGCAUCAUUACAUAAUUAUGCUACUAUUUAAAACUAACUGAUAAUACUACUUUUGGGGAUUUCUUCCACUACUACUAUAACUAUAGUCCCACUACUCUUCACCAUGUUGCUGGUUCUAUAGAUGAUGAUUAUGAUAAUGGUGGUUCUAUUGAUGAUGAUUAUGAUGUUCAGGUGGUUCUAUUGGUGAUGAUUAUGAUGUUGGUGGUGGUAGUGAUUAUGAUGAUUGUGGUGGUGGUGAUUAUGAUGAUUGUGGUGGUGGUGGUGGUGAUUAUGAUGAUUGUGGUGGUGGUGGUGGUGGUGGUGGAAGUGGUGAUUAUGAUGAUGGUGGUGAUGAUGAUUGUGGUGGUGGUUGUGGUGAUCAUGAUGAUUGUGGUGGCGGUGGUGGUGGUGAUUAUGAUGUUGGUGGUGAUGAUUGAGGUGGUGGUGGUGGUGGUGAUGAUUGAGGUGGUGGUGGUGGUGGUGAUUAUGAUGAUUGUGGUGGUGGUGAUGGUGAUCAUGAUGCUUGUGGUGGUGGUGGUGGUGAUUAUGAUUAUUGUGGUGGUGGUGAUGGUGAUUAUGAUGAUUGUGGUGGUGGUUAUGAUGGUGGUGGUGUUGUUGGUGAUUAUGAUGAUGGUGGUGGUGGUGGUGAUUAUGAUGAUUGUGGUGGUGGUGAUCAUGAUGAUUGUGGUGGUGGUGACAACAAUAACAACAACAACAACACCAUGUUGUUGAUGAUGAUGAUGAUGAUGAUGAUGAUAACAACAGCAAUGUGAUGAUGAUUAUCAUGAUAAUGAUGAGUCAAACUCUGUUUUCUAUUACAUGUGCUCUGUUGCUAUUUCCCCAAAGGUACAGGGAUCCCAUAAAUGUUUGAUUUAAACUCAGAAUGACCUCUCGGCAGGAAAAUCUCCUCAAAAUAUUUGAUUCUUUUGACAGUUACUAGCAUUUGUGGAACAUUGAAUAGUGAGAACAAUUUGUGCAGUUGUGUUUAAUUAAAUUGACUGAUUAAAAGGUAACUGUUUUUUAUCAUAUUAACAAACAAAUAAAAUCAGGACUUAUCAUAUAUAUAUUUUUUUACACAUAUUAGGCUCUUUGCCUUUGUUUAAUGUUUGACUAAGAGAUUUAUAAGCUUUAUGCAUGUACUGUCAAGUAUGUUUCACUUUUUUCAAAAAUAAUUGACAAAUACUCAUUGUAGGAAUUCAUGUACUAAGUUUAAAAAGUAUCAUUCAAUUUGUACAAUGAAGUUGAAGAUGUAUAAAGAAAUGAUAUAAAUUCAUGAAAUACACAUUUUUUUCAGACAAACCCCCCCAUAAAGAUGACAAUGUACCUGGACAAGAUUUUAAGACCUUUUUG
Molecule: messenger RNA, 3751 nt
Organism: Mya arenaria
Lineage: Eukaryota; Metazoa; Mollusca; Bivalvia; Myida; Myidae
Exons: 2
Coding region: 746-2029 (427 amino acids)
Source: RefSeq, a predicted model, not a curated record